Molecule: messenger RNA, 2505 nt
Organism: Aspergillus versicolor CBS 583.65
Lineage: Eukaryota; Fungi; Ascomycota; Eurotiomycetes; Eurotiales; Aspergillaceae
Product: SLM1 family PH domain-containing protein
Exons: 4
Coding region: 1-2505 (834 amino acids)
Source: RefSeq, a predicted model, not a curated record
AUGGCAACAAUACUGCGGUCGCAAACACCUGUACAGGACCCAUUUGGUCCUGCAUCACAGCCCCAUGCUUCUCUGAUGUCGAGUCGGGGCUAUGGAGGACGAUCAGGCUCCCGCCCUAACUCGAUCGCCGCUCCUGGUUCCAAUUAUAAUGUUGCUUCAGGUGCUGUCAAUCCAUCACCCCUCAAUCACUACGGGCGAUUUCAUGAAGAGUUGGAUGCAAUGAGUAUGCGUGGUUCUACAGCCGAGGGGCCUUCAGGAAUACAACGGUCACAGUCUCAGAUGUCACAUUCCCGAUCCGCAACACCAACCCGAUCCGGCACUUUGAAGAAAAAGUCGUCCUUAAGUAAAAGAGGCAGCCUGCGUCGCAGUGGAAGCCGACGCAGUAUGCGUGCUGGAAGUGUGAGAAGCCUGGCCCUAGGUGACAGAGAGAAAUAUAACGUGGAUGGGGACGAAGAUAUGAACAGCGCCUUCUACAUUCCCGUUCCGACCACUGGAAAUCCGACAGAGGUCCUGGCAGAGCGAUUCCAGGCUUGGCGCAAGGUUCUUAAGGAUCUGAUUAUGUUUUUCAAAGAGCUCCAAAAGUCCUAUGAAGCACGGGCGAAGCUGUAUCUCUCCUCGACAAAUAUCCUGAACAAUACGUCGCUUCCAUCAACAUUCCUCAAAUCAGGCGGACUUGGAGAUGCGACUGAAAUUCUAACAGACUUCCACCGGCAAGCACACCUCGAAAUGAACAAAGCGGCAGAGGUGGAGAAUGAAGUUGUCAACCAGCUAAUAGGGCUUCGAAAUGAUCUGCAAAAGAAAACCAAAGAGAUCAAGGGGCUUUCGGGCGAUUUCCGCAACUCUGUCGAUAAGGAAGUCGACGUCACUCGGAAGUCUGUCCGACAUCUUCAGGAGGCAUUAGGGCUAGUGGACACAGACCCUGGUGCCACAUCAGGCAAGGGCGAUCCGUUCAUAGUCCGCCUGAGCGUUGAGAAGCAGAUUGAAAAGCAAAUUGAGGAGGAAAACUACCUUCAUCGAGCGUACUUGAAUCUUGAGAACUCUGGCCGCGAGCUUGAGUCCAUUGUGGUUGGCGAGAUCCAGAAGGCUUACAACGCUUAUGCUGGUAUUCUGAAGCGCGAGGCGGAUCAUACGCUCGACACUGCUGACAAAAUGCGCGUGGGGCCGGUCUCUAUGCCACACGACCACGAAUGGAACACGUUUGUCGCAAACACUGAUGAAAUGGUGGACCCCCGCGUUCGUAUUCGAGAUGUUGACAAUAUCUCGUAUCCUGGCAAGGAGCACCCGGCCGCCGCUGAGGUUAGGUCGGGGAUGCUGGAGCGUAAGAGCAAAUAUCUCAAGAGCUACGCUCCUGGAUGGUAUGUUUUGUCACCGACUCAUCUGCAUGAGUUCAAGUCGGCGGACGGCGUCGCGUGGCAGACGCCAGUGAUGUCAUUAUACCUUCCGGAACAGAAGCUCGGCUCUCAUUCGCAGCCGGACUCGACGUCGCACAAGUUCAUGCUGAAGGGACGACAGACGGGAACCAUGCACCGCGGCCAUUCGUGGGUGUUUAGGGCAGAGUCUUACGAGACAAUGAUGGCAUGGUACGAGGAUAUUGAGAGGCUGAUCUCCAUGACAGGAGAGGCUCGGAAUGCGUACGUUAGGCAACAUGUACGUACCGUCAGCGGAGCCAGCUUUCGGAGCAGCAGUGAUGGAGUAAUGGAUGAAGAUGAAGCAGACCGAACCCCAUACUCUGCCGGAUCAGUCGUGAUGAACCAAGAGCGCCCAACUUCUCAGCCCCGCGAGCCCGGUGGGAAGUUCCCUAGCGAUGUGAAUAUCGAUCGUCAUCUGCACGCCCCGAUGUCCCCUUCAAGCGGGGAGAGCUCUGGAGAGAGAGAUGUGCUAGCUGCUGCAGGUUCGCUACCUGAUGGUGGACACUUUACUGGCAGAGGCGACCGCUUCUACAAUGACCGAGAUUUUGAUUCAAUUCAAAAUUCGAACCAGAGUAGGACCGCAAGCAGUGCGGGGGCGGCCCAGCGGUUCCCCAUAGACGGCUACGACAAUGAGCAGGGAAACUGGAUGUCUUCAACCAACUCUUUCAAUCACCACGGCCAACAACCGCCCACUACCAUUGAAAAUCGUGUCAAUAAUGAAUACUCUCAAGAACAAUCCACAAACCCAAUAUAUGUUGCCGGACUCAGUUCAACUGCGACACGGGAUCACGUCUCGUCACCUCGCCAGCGAAACCGCGGUGAAAGCUCAUCAACGGCAUUUACAAACUCAAACGUGACCGAGCACACACACAAUACGGCGACUACUGUCCCAACAUCCGUUGAAGAAGAGUCAGAUGACGAUGCCGAAUUCAAGAAGAGGCCCCGCUCACUCCGCUCUGGCGUGUCAUCGCUCCACGACAGCAUGCGCAACUCAAUCGAAGUUCCCAAGAGACCUGCUGCACACACCAAGAACAGCAUUUCCACCAUCGAAUUGCACAUUCCUGGGCAUUACCCUCCUCAACAAACUGCAGUUUAA